Polypterus senegalus (gray bichir) is the source of this 2288-nucleotide messenger RNA. It is a transcript of the gene glipr2l, whose product is annotated as GLI pathogenesis-related 2, like. The transcript has 6 exons. Bases 1 to 660 code for a protein of 219 amino acids. Gene Ontology annotation, cellular component: extracellular region. NCBI's taxonomy places the organism in Eukaryota, Metazoa, Chordata, Cladistia, Polypteriformes, Polypteridae. The record is from RefSeq and is a predicted model, not a curated record.
AUGUGGAAGGCCAUGUGCGUGUGGGUCAUUUUAUCUGGGGAAGAAAUGGCAGCAGGGUGCAUUAUGGGGAUAAAGAUUGUUGCAGACCACCCCUUCAUGGCAAUGUCAUUCCCUGAUGGCAGUAACCUCUUUCAGCAAGAUAACGCACCCCUCGGCACUGUGAAAAUUUGUAACCAGGAAUGGUUUGAAGAAUGUGACAAAGAGUUAACUUCAAAGCAGUUUGCAGAAGAGGUUCUGAAGGCUCACAACGAGAAACGAAAGAAUCACGGGGUGCCCACCUUGACUCUGAGCAGUAAACUCAACAGGGAAGCACAGCAAUAUGCAGAAGCCCUGUCAAGAACCAGAGUCCUGAAACACAGUGAUGAUUCCAGUAGGGGUCAGUGUGGAGAAAACCUAGCAUGGGCAUCCUAUGACGAGCCAGGCAAGGAGGUAGCAGAGAGAUGGUACAGUGAAAUUAAAAAUUACAACUUUAGAAGUCCUGGAUUCUCUUCAGGAACAGGUCAUUUCACAGCCAUGGUGUGGAAGAGUACGAAAAAAUUAGGAGUUGGCAAGGCUACUGCAAGUGAUGGCUCCACUUUUGUCGUGGCGAGAUACUUCCCUGCUGGCAACAUUACCAAUGCUGGUUACUUUAAAGAGAAUGUUCUACCUCCCAAGAAGUAACGUGGCAUUCAUUCAGUUGACCAUCAAGCAGCACACCUCAAACAGUGGACAAUUUUAUAUUAUAGACUCUUGCUUUUCCUAAAAUGAAUGUUCUUCUUUUAUUUUGUGUUCCUUUUCACUUUUCAGGUAUGACUUUUGCCCAAGGAGGUAAGGGGGUUAUGUAGUUGACUUGAUCUUUUUGUUUCUCCUUCUCUCUCUCUCUCUCUCUCCUUUUAUACACAAUCUGCUCCCCUUUGCCUUAGUGUUGAAGCCAAAGUGUAUUGUGGGUCGUCAGCUGCUUUGCCCGUUGUGAUAAACCUGCCAUUUAAAGGUAUGGACAGCAGGCGGCCUGUGCUUUCAUGUGCCUGAAGAGGUGUGAGGUGGGGUGGAGGAGACCACAGAUCGGUGCUGUUGGGUUUUCCAGCAUGUGUAGGAAUAUCAGGCAGGUGGGAUGUCUGCCUACAUUUUUAAGGAAUAUCCUGUGUGCCUAUUGACUAUUGAAACUCUUAGUAAUUGUGGUAUCAAUAUGGUCAGAAUGGAGACUACACUGAAGUUGGGUGUGUUUUGACUUAAUUCAGGGAUUGAUUAGUAGGCCUACAGAUAUCCACUGCUGUUUUUAUGAAAUGGUGCUGACGGCGGUCACGUCAACGUGCCUUACUAGGUCUAGUCAAUCCAGUCUUCUGUGGACCGGGCCACUGUGCCAAAUGACUCUUGUUAUGUAAUCAUCUACCUUCUCAUGACCCAUCAUGAAGUAACAUCUUGGGUGCCAUUUUCAGAUCUAAGCGUAUCACUGCUGAAUGUUGUCCACAACUGAACUCUGAAGCCAUUUCAGUUUUAAAGAAUAUUUGCUUGAAAUAAGAAACUCCAAUUACAGAGAGGCUCAGUGUGUGAGGCUGGUCACAAAAUUCUUUCUUUCUCUCUCUCUCUCUCCACUUGGCAUUACUUCUGGCCACCAUUUCUGCCCUCGCCCUGUUGCAGUGACAGUCGCUAUUUAUUGUACUCUUUUUUUUUUUUUUUUUUUAAGCCACAUGAGUGACUUGUGACAAAAUCUCAGCUCAGUAGGACGUUUUCCCAGCAGAAUGUCAGCCCUGUUACAUAAUUUUUUAUUUUAAAGUAUAUUGCACCACCUCCCUACUCUUAUCUUUGCACUCGGAGCUUUUUAAAAAUUCAAUUCCAGUAGUGAUAAAUGUGUUGGGUCUACGUGGGCAUGUUGAUAGCGAGCAGUGCCUGAUGGGAGCAACAAAUCUGGAAGUGGAGAUGCCUGGGUCUAGUAUUCCCAAAGGGAAAAUGUGGGAGAUUUUACAGUGUGGAUCUACAGGCUCUUUACAGUACUUGUGAAUUUUUUUGUUAUAAACCGCUCUUUAGUAUUAUUUUUAUUAUAACAAGUAAGUACAAUGUAUAAAGAAGUGGCAUUCAUUCUGCAAAUUCAGAACUUGAAGCAUUUCAUUGUAAUUAAGAUUUGUAAGCGGCCUUUAUUAAAUCUGAAAGCACUAUUGCCCCCCGCAAGUAUGGUACUGUAUGUAGCACCUUGCUUUCUGUUUGUAAUUUGGCUCAGGAUCAUCCAUCCUGGAAAAUCCACACCUUUUUAAAGCGUUGUCCUUAUUUUUAAAUACAUGUUGGAAAUAAAUUACGUAAUCUUUGCACAAAUA